Funneliformis caledonium is the source of this 2067-nucleotide messenger RNA. The record is from the annotation of a GenBank genome assembly. NCBI's taxonomy places the organism in Eukaryota, Fungi, Glomeromycota, Glomeromycetes, Glomerales, Glomeraceae.
AUGAGUGCGCAACCAACUUCUCGUGAGCCAUAUUAUGAGGAACGUCGCGCAUCUCCUGCUCUACAACGUUAUCACGAUCAAGCUUAUCGUGAAUAUGGUCCACCAACGCAAUCUAAAUCGGACCCCUCAGUUGACCAAGCCAUUUUAAGCAUGAAUAAUUUAAGAAUCGGUGAUGAUAACCAAGUUUUAACACGCUCUAAUACAACGCAAGUUACGAACCCCAAUUUACUUCAUGCAACAAACUCACAAAGAACAACUCAAAGAGUACCGUCUCCUCGUCUUCGUCCUCGUCCGAAUCAAGCAACACCUCCUCCUCCACUACAACAACAGCAUGAACCCGGGUAUCAACCAGAACUACCGCAAGAUGAAUAUCAAACAUAUAAUUAUCAGGAUGCUUAUAAUGAGUAUCCUCCAGGUUCGCAACCUCCUCUAAAUCAAGUAAAUCAUGAUAAUCAAGUUCUUCCAAUUUCUCCACAAGAACCCUAUUAUAAUAAUGAACAUUAUGAAAAUCAUGAUCCUAGAGGAUAUUAUCCGCCUGGACAAAAUUAUGAUCCUGCAAUGGGUUAUGUCGAGGAUCAAGCUUAUGCGUAUUCUCAAGAUCAAUAUGGUUAUGACCAAACCAAUUAUGAUUAUCAAGGAUACGCUUACGCUCCUUAUCAAGGAUAUCCUGGAAGCGAUGGAUAUUAUGGUGCAGAACAGCAAUAUUAUCCGGAUCCAUAUCGCUAUGAUCAAAACUACGAUCCAAAUUAUGAUCCAAAUUAUGAUCCAAAUUAUCCACCUCAAGGGUAUCCAGUGGAUGAAACUGGUCAACCGAUAUAUUAUGAUCAUCAACAACAGGAACCAUAUGAUAUAAUGUAUGAAGAUAAUUCAAGUAUUCUAACAUCACAAACUAAGAAUACUGGUCAGAUGGAGGAUAAACCUGUAUAUACACUUGAAUCCAUAGAAAAAUAUCGUAAACAAUCUAAAGAAAAUGGAGAUCCUGCUUCGUUAUUAGGUUUCGCUAAAUAUUUAAUUGAAGCUGCUGCAGUCACAAGUAAGGAUGAUCCUGAUCCGAAAAAUGCUAAAAAGAAAAAAGAUGCGUUACUUCAAGAAGCUGUUAAGCUUAUUAAAAGGCUAGCAACGCAAGGAAUGGGAUUUGGACGUCCUGCAUACCCAGAAGCUCAAUUUUAUCUUGCGAAUUGCUAUGGGAAUGGUUCAUUAGGAUUACCUCCGGAUCAUGAUAAAGCUUUUAAUUUGUAUAUGCAAGCAUCAAAACAAAAUCAUGCUGCUGCUACUUAUCGUACAGCCGUAUGUUACGAAGUUGGCGCUGGAACAAAACGUGACCCACAACGAGCUACACAAUUUUUUAAAAAGGCCGCUGCAUUAGGCGAUACAGCUGCCAUGUAUAAGCUUGGUAUGAUAAUGUUAAAUGGUCUAUUAUCUCAACAUCCGAAUCCACGCGAAGCUAUUAUAUGGCUUAAACGAGCGGCCUCCCAUGCUGACGAGGAGAAUCCACAUGCAUUACAUGAGUUGGGUUUAUUACAUGCAAAGCCCGAAAAAGAGCCACCAGAAAUUCCUUCUUUAAUUAGAAGUGAAAAACAUGCUAUAGAAGAAUUUAAAAAAGCUGCGGAUCUUGGUUAUUCCCCUUCUUGCUUUAAGUUAGGUUGUUGUUUUGAAUACGGACAAUUGGGAUGUCCCGUUGACCCACGCCAAUCUAUUAGAUACUAUUCCCGUGCUGCUGAAAAAGGAAAUACAGAAGCAGAAUUGGCAUUAUCUGGUUGGUAUUUAACAGGGUCGGAUGGUAUACUAAAACAAUCUGACACAGAGGCGUAUUUAUGGGCGCGUAAGGCUGCUGAUAAAGGUCUCGCAAAGGCAGAAUACGCAAUUGGGUACUAUUCUGAAGUAGGAAUCGGUGUUAAAUUAGAUGUUGAAGAAGCAAGACGUUGGUAUAUGCGAGCUGCAGCUCAAGGAAAUAAAAGAGCAAUGCAACGUCUUACAGAGUUAAAGAAUUUGGGAAGUUCGAGUCGUGUAAGACCCACAAAACAUACAAGAACUCAAGCAAAUAAAGAGGACUGUACUAUAUCUUAA